UUCCAGACAUAGGUUUAUAAAUACGCUUUGUGGUAACUUACACUAAACUCCUUGUCCCUAUACCCACGUGAGACAUAUAGAUAUACUGUAUAUAUACGGAGCGCGUUUAACAUAUAUAUCGUAAACGCAGAGGCCUAAGGUUCUAAAAUCAGCUGUUGUGUAUAUCCUAAAUCAGUAUUCAUAAACGACUAAGCCAGUUUUUACAAGCCAUAGAGACAAAUCGACCAUAAGUCUAAAAAUGAAACUGUUAAUUGAAUACUACAGGUAUAAUAUACACACGUGUAAGCAGAAUUGAUGUGUAUUACGGUUGUGUGAAUCACACACAUGUUUAGUGAAUGUGUUACAUUACGGAAGUGCAGUGAAAAUAUUGAACAUAACUGGGUUUACACUUCAUGAACGUUUUGUUGGAUAUUAUUUAUAAAUCACUUGUAUCGGCUAAAUGUGUAAAUAAUCCAACUGGAGGAAGUGUGAACUACUACACACGUGUAAAGUUGUGCGUAUAAAUUAUGCACAUAGAAGAUGCAUAAAAUGCAUUUGGAUUAGAAAAAAUAUCUCAUGAACGACAUUCAUUAGCAAAUAAUUGCAAUUUAGUUGACACCAUCGACGUAUAUCUUGCUCGUGGGCAUUUUGACAAAUGUGUUUAUCCAACAGCGUUCAAUAAAUUAUCGACCAUCCUACUGUGUAUUCAUCAAACCAAUUAACCGAUAUUGUUCCUGGUUAUGGCGAUGACACUUUUCUCCGACAUUGGACGAUCCCUGGUUGAACCAGAUUGGCUAUUCGAAUAUACACAACUCAUAUAUAGGAACUCCCUUCGGUGUUCUUCAAGAGACGUAAUUGGGACUCGAUAAACCGAAGGAGACGACCAGCACACAACCGUGGUGUUUCCAUUAGUGUUGAGUGUAAUAUAGAUGUUUUACCUUCCAUAGGGCUGCAUAACAGGUGAUAUCAAUUUUCGUGUGUUCAUUACACGAACUUGGACUAAGAAGUUAUAACACGUAAUGGCGUUGGAAAUAUGACAAUGGAUACUUUGCAUCCCAAAAUGGAUUUGUAUGAACUGAACAGAUAUGAAGCCAUUCGGCGACUUCCGGUUGUUUUAUUUAUAGGUGUGUUGGCCUUGGCAGGUAUCUUUGGGAAUCUACAUGUGUUGUAUGUAUACACAACGUGUUUUAAACCUUCCACAUAUCGGGUGUUUGUUUUGCUACUUUCCAUUAUAGACAUGUUGUGUUGUUGUGUGUCUAUGCCGUUUGAAAUGGUUGACGAAAUAUUCCCUUUCACCUAUUCGGAAAUAAUUACCUGUAAGGUAUUUAAAUUCAUCAAUACUGCGGUUGCAGUAGCGUCAGCCUUUACACUUGUUAUGAUAGCGUCCGAGAGGUAUCGAAGGAUUUGCCGUCCGCACGAUACGCAGAUGUCGGAAACCAUGGCUAUAUAUUCGUCAAUUGGCGUGGUGAUGGCGGCGGUGGUGGUCACUUUUCCCGCCUUAUAUGUGUACGGACGCAAAACAGUACCAGACAUCCCAGUGCCUGGACAUAAUGUUUCUGUGUACAACGUCACCGGUUUUGAAUGUACUUGGGGUGAUCACAUGGAUGGAUCAAUUUAUGGCUAUGUGUACUAUGCCUGGGUUCUGCUCUCAAUUAUAGGGUCCAUGAUAGCUCUUGGUAUUUUAUACAGUAUCAUCGGCGUGAGCUUGAAAAAACACAAUAAUUUCAUGAGAGUCACGUUGAGAAAUAAAACCAGAAGUGAGAUUGUUAGCAGUAAAUCUCUAGUACCUGUUCAAAAUACAGAAAAUACUAAUCGUGUUUCAUCAGAGCCCAGGAAUGUUGGGAACGCAAGAUGUUCAAAAGGGAGUAAAGAAUUACUUGUACCGGAAGUCGAUAUGCGUCAUUCGACCGCAGAGGUUAAAAAUGAAUCAAGAAAAACCGGAAAUAAUCUCAUCAUACCCAAGUCACCUGAGGACAACACAUCCGGAAUACGGAUUUCCGACCGUCGGUCAUCAAAUGAAAGUGCGUACUCCGCCGCACAGUCAAACCGUACAUCACAAGCUCAUCAGAAACCCCAGGAGACCGCAAUAAGCGAUAAAGAACAAAGGAUUACCAAGGUCCUGUUUGCGAUAACAAUGUUGUUCGUCUGCAGUUUCCUUCCCUAUAUUAUCAUAAUGAUCGCCUAUUUCGCAGACUCGUCGUAUUCGGAAGAUUUAAACACUACAGAACUUGUUCUAUUUCUUAUCAGUUUCAGACUUUAUAUGAUCAACAGUGUAGCCAAUUCCCUGUUUUACGGGUUCUUUGACACAAAGUUUAGAAAUCACGUAAAGCGACUGUACCGAUCAUUCUACGACAGAUGUAGACGGUUCGUGCCCGGAAAACACUCGUAGGCGAAGAACAGGUAUUUGUUCAUUCAAUUUAAUAAUUUAAUUUAAUAACCAUUCAUAGACCGAUCGACGGUUAUUAAAUUAAAUUAUUAAAUUGAAUUGGUAUUAUCUGACCAUUACCAUCUUUUCAGAAUUGCUAAUAUGUAUAAGUGAAAUUGCAUUUCGUAUUCAAAUUAACAAUGUCUUGAUAUCUGCGCCGAUCUCAGUUUUUUUGACUUGCGAAUUCAUAAUGUCGGAAUAUCUUAAAAACUUCAAUAACAUUAAAAUGCUUAAUUGUG
Messenger RNA from Pecten maximus, 2643 nucleotides. RefSeq lists its product as uncharacterized. Gene Ontology annotation, biological process: neuropeptide signaling pathway. The record is from RefSeq and is a predicted model, not a curated record. Gene Ontology annotation, molecular function: neuropeptide receptor activity. Bases 1013 to 2368 code for a protein of 451 amino acids. Lineage: Eukaryota; Metazoa; Mollusca; Bivalvia; Pectinida; Pectinidae. Gene Ontology annotation, cellular component: membrane. The transcript has a single exon.